Messenger RNA from Aspergillus nomiae NRRL 13137, 624 nucleotides. RefSeq lists its product as uncharacterized. Gene Ontology annotation, biological process: mycotoxin biosynthetic process. The record is from RefSeq and is a predicted model, not a curated record. Bases 1 to 624 code for a protein of 207 amino acids. The transcript is spliced from 4 exons. NCBI's taxonomy places the organism in Eukaryota, Fungi, Ascomycota, Eurotiomycetes, Eurotiales, Aspergillaceae.
AUGGGAUCAGAGCACUCCAACCCAAUCCCUAGGAAACCCUCGCCAGUGUACACCAGAACAGGGGCAGUACUCGUGCAGGUGAUAGUGACAUUCACAAUAGCCCUCACAUUGGGCCUGAUAAUCGGCCAGAGACUAUCAGUCAACACGUGGGAUGGAUUUAUACUACCCCAAGGCACAAUCAAAACAGCCUGGGAGCAUAACCUCACCUUUUCCCAACGCCCACGCCCGAGUCCGAAGCAGCUCGGACGGGGUUUCAUUCACCAUCCUGAACUCGCGCCGUUCAUCUCGAACAUCGCUGUCUUUCACCAAUUGCAUUGCUUGCACGCUAUUCUAGUCGCCUACUACGUCGCCGUGGAGGAAUCGGAUGUAGCGAAGGGGUUGCAGCGUCCGGAUGAGUACCUCCAACAGACGGGAACGAGAAUGGCUCCAUCGCAUAUUCGACAUUGCUUCGACUACCUCCGACAAACGUUGAUGUGUGCGGCGGAUACGAAUCUAGAGGUGCUGGAUCCUGAAACGCAUACGACGAGUGGAUGGGGGCAGAGCCGGCGGUGUCGGGACUAUGAUGAGAUCGUGAUGUGGGCGGAGAAGUGGGCGAACUCGACGGAUACGGGGAUUGUUACUUGA